AUGUCCCGCCGAAAGGAGGGGCCCUUUGAUUCCAAAAACGCGAGCCAAAAGGUACUGGGUUCGGGGGCUAGCGGCAUUUCACUGGAUUCAGCCAUGUCAGAAGGCAUCAUGGCCAAUCUACAGUUCGCAUCCGUGUUGAUAGAGACGGCGUGGGGCAUGGAUUAUCUUGAUAAAAAGGGCGUCGGGGUGUCACGGUUGGAUGAAUGA
Blastomyces gilchristii SLH14081 is the source of this 207-nucleotide messenger RNA. RefSeq lists its product as uncharacterized. The record is from RefSeq and is a predicted model, not a curated record. The transcript has a single exon. The coding region runs from base 1 to 207 and encodes 68 amino acids. NCBI's taxonomy places the organism in Eukaryota, Fungi, Ascomycota, Eurotiomycetes, Onygenales, Ajellomycetaceae.